AUGCCUCAUCCCCUGACUUCCAAUCAACGCGGUUUUGAGGAAGGAAGCCAAUUCCCCUCGUCACCGACAACAUCAGCGGACUUCUUGCCUGGCGCAACGUUCGUCUGGCAACAAACUGGAACGUUAUCUUGUGACAUCAGUCUACAAAAGGAGCAACCGUCCGCUUCUCGGACGGGGUUCGGUGCCGGCAUGGGCAACGCAGAACGCUUACGCUUCCUUCUGCUGCAGAUUAGUCCUGUUUAUUUAGAAGUUGCUCGUUAUUCCUCGAAACGCCAGCCGGCAUCGUUCCACAGUGUCCUUGUAAACUUGUGUUCCUGGUGUCAGAAUUUUCUGUCAAAUCCUUGUACUACACUUGUAGAAUUGACAUUGAUUCUCUCCGGCGACGUCGAACUUAACCCCGGGCCCCUUACGGACGCCCAAAUCCAGAAAUUGCUGAAGGCAGUUGACCUACUACCAAAACUGGAUAAAGGACAGGGAACUCUAAUAAACGACGUGGCAGAAAUAAACCGGAAUCAGGUUCGACUCGACAAAAAAAUCGAAGCCCUGAGUAAGAAAUUUAUUGCGAUGGAAGCGGAAAUAGCUCUGUUAAAAAGCUUCAAAGAUGAUAUGCAGGAAAUCGGUGCCCUCUCAACCAGUCUAUCAGCGCAAGUUGCUGCGGUCUCCUCUAGACAGGAUGACACAGAAAACAGAUCAAGAAGAAAUAAUUUAUUAUUUUACGGAAUCAAUGACGCGACGUAG
Messenger RNA from Ixodes scapularis (black-legged tick), 738 nucleotides. RefSeq lists its product as uncharacterized. The transcript is spliced from 2 exons. The record is from RefSeq and is a predicted model, not a curated record. Lineage: Eukaryota; Metazoa; Arthropoda; Arachnida; Ixodida; Ixodidae. The coding region runs from base 1 to 738 and encodes 245 amino acids.